Messenger RNA from Gloeophyllum trabeum ATCC 11539, 2309 nucleotides. Its product is annotated as ABC1-domain-containing protein. Gene Ontology annotation, cellular component: mitochondrion. Bases 1 to 2106 code for a protein of 701 amino acids. Lineage: Eukaryota; Fungi; Basidiomycota; Agaricomycetes; Gloeophyllales; Gloeophyllaceae. The record is from RefSeq and is a predicted model, not a curated record. The transcript has 4 exons.
AUGGUCCUCCGCGUAUUUUCGCUGCCGCUGGGCUUGAGACACGCCCUUCUGACGCCGCGGCCACCGGUCAAGGCCUUUCCCUUGCGCCGCUCUUCCCACUGGGCGUCCGACCCGCGUCUGCUGUCUUUCUUCACCCGCAGCCCUGUUCCACGAUUUUCUCUGACGCGGGCUUUACUAUGGUCUGUGCCAAUUGCUGGAGGUUUGACCUUGUACUUGCUCCCGCAGCCGCGAAAUUUUCUGCAUGAUCUAGUCGCGUCCCCGGCCAUAAUCCCCUGCUCAGUAGACGCUCGAAAACCGUUGGAGCCCGUGAUCAACUCCCCUCUGGAAGCAAACCGUACAUUCUUUGGUCGUAUAGCUCGGAUAUUUCGCAACACGAUAUGGGAGCCUAUCCUCACUGCUCGCCGGUUCAUCCACCUACUCGCGCUCUUCCUUCCGGUCCUCUUAAGCGUCCCCAUGUUAUUGGUGGGCGUACCGGAGUCAAAGUAUGACGGAGAUAGAUGGGGGGCGGUCUGGUGGUACGGAUUCUUGGUAGAGCAGAUGGAAAGAGCAGGGCCAACCUUCAUCAAGUUGGCACAAUGGGCGGCGUCACGCGCGGACUUAUUCCCCGCUAUACUUUGUGAUAGGAUGGGCAAACUACACUCCCGGGGCAAUCCUCAUCCCCUUCAUCAUACCAAACGUGUAAUUGAGUCUGUCUUCCAGAGACCAUUUGAUGAAGUGUUCGAGGAAUUCCACGAGGAGCCCAUUGGCUGUGGUGCUAUAGCACAAGUUUACAAAGCCACUCUCAAGCAUGACCUCUUACCUCCCUCGUACCUCGGACCCCGCCGCAACCGCUCUCAGCCUCUGGUAACCCUUGGUCCAUCCGAGCCGCCACCGUCGGCUCCCACUGCCGCCGUAGCUCUGAAGAUUCUCCACCCAGGUGCAGCCGCUCUGAUCUCACGCGACCUUUCCAUCAUGUCCUUCUUCGCCCACGCUCUGUCCGUCCUCCCCGGCAUGCAAUGGCUCUCACUCCCAGACGAGGUGGAGGUAUUCGGCCAGAUGAUGUAUGAGCAGCUUGAUCUGCGCCGUGAAGCGGAGAAUCUCGAGCAGUUCGAGCGGAAUUUCAAGAAUCGGCCCGAGCCUAUCGCGUUCCCGAGGCCGUUGAAGACGUGGUCGGCGAAAGACCUCCUUGUGGAAGAGUAUCAAAACGCGUUGCCGCUGGAGGCGUUCUUGAGGAACGGCGGUGGCCCUUUCCAGGAUGCUUUGGCAGAGCUUGGCUUAGACGCGUUCUUGAACAUGUUACUUUUAGAUAACUUCGUCCAUGCUGACCUGCAUCCGGGUAACAUCAUGAUCAAGUUCUACAAGCCCGCCUCCGAACCUCUGGGCGAGAGCAUAUUCAGGCGUCUCCUCAUCCUGGACAGGAAAAAGGACCCGGUGGAAUAUGUGAAAGGCGCGACGAUGGAUUCUGACACCAUCAUCGAGAAGCUGCGGCCCAUAAUGCACGAUCCCGACGCCUGGCGAAAGGAGCUGGACAGGCUCAGCAUGCAGGGCUACGCACCGGAGAUCGUCUUCGUCGACGCGGGGCUGGUGAACCAGCUGAACGCCACGAACCGGCGCAACUUCUUGGAUCUCUUCCGGGCAGUGGCAGAGUUCGACGGCUACCGCACCGGGCAAUUAAUGGUCGAGCGGUGCCAGACGCCCGAGCUGGCUAUCGACACGGAGACGUUCGCGCUGAAGAUGCAGCACCUCGUCUUGAACGUCAAGCGGAAGACGUUCUCUCUUGGGUCUAUCAAGAUCAGCGACAUUCUGACGGAGGUCCUGAAGGCUGUCAGGGAGCACCACGUGCGGAUGGAAGGCGACUUUAUCAACACCGUCAUUAGUAUAUUAUUGCUCGAGGGGAUAGGGAGGCAGCUCGACCCUGGACUGGAUUUGUUCAAGAGCGCGCUGCCGAUCCUCCGGCAGCUGGGGAAGCAGAUGAGUGCGCAGGAGGCGAUGACGGAGCUGCCGGGUGGGAAUACGGGGGCGUUCUUGAAGGUGUGGGUGUUGGCGGAGACGCGGGAGAUGGUGAACGCUGCGUUCUCGAACACGGAUGAUUUGAUUCGGUAUGAUUGGCUUACGCCGAAUGCGUAAGAGCUCUCCCGCUAUGAUAAUCUGCGAGCUAUAAGUAUGGGUAUAUUCACCCGACCUCCCUGGAAUAGACAGGAUGAUCCCGUCAUGUUCGGGAAGCUAAGGAUUGAUCAUGAUGGACAAAGAAGUAUAGAUACACACCACCCUCUACUGUAUCAUAGGAGACUAGAUAAUAGACGACAAUCUAGAAUCGAAGCAUUACCCGG